Molecule: messenger RNA, 684 nt
Organism: Striga asiatica
Lineage: Eukaryota; Viridiplantae; Streptophyta; Magnoliopsida; Lamiales; Orobanchaceae
Source: the annotation of a GenBank genome assembly
AUGAGGAAUAACAAGGGAACCAAAAAGGAAUAUGCGUUUGAUAUACCUUCCAAAUGCAACGCAGUCUUGACCAAUCGGUGCAAACUCAAAGUUGUCAGUGAAGUAUUUGACAACCUAGACAAAGCACAUAAAUUUCGAUUCGUAGAGUCUUGCUUCCGGCCACUAGUAAAUAUUCCCGAGCUCAUAUUGUCCUCGCAACUAGUCCACCAAGUACUUCGCAGGACAUUGAAAGCGUCCGAAAAUGACAAAGAUGUCGUGUGGUUCAGAUUUGGGGAAAACGAAACUAGAUUCGGGUUACAAGAGUUUUGUCUUGUAAUCGGAUUUAAGAUUGCGGCGGAUGAUGAAAAUGCGUACGAGGUCCCCAAAACUAACAGUUCGCUUUUGCAACUGUUUAAAGCGGGGGAAGAUCAAACGCAGUGACUUUUACGAUCAAGUUUAUAGAAUUUUUGCGUGCUGGGAAGAAUGUUGAAGGCGUAGAUCAAUCUCGGAUUAGUGAUUGGCGUGUAAAACUAGCGGCUGAAAUAUUUGGUGCUCAUUUUGAUGUAUGUUUUAAACAUUCAAUAUGUAACUGGUUGUAGUGAUCUUUUGGAUAAUACAUUUUUGCAUUAUUUUUCAUGUGUUUUUCAAUGCAAUGAUGCGGGUGAUUGAUUUUUGAAGUUGUAUUUUUUACGUACUUUCCAAUGC